AUGCCCCUCGCCGAAACCGUCCCGGGCCUACGACCGCCGCCCGCACACGUCGUCCGGCCCCUGCUCGCUUCCCGCGCGUCGAAAGCUGCUCACGACGACUUCUGGCGCGGGCUGCAGCUCGUUUGGCAUGCACUCGCCCGUCGUUCCCCAGAUCCCGCCCCGAUCUCCAGACCGCCCUCCUCUGCCAUCUGUCGCGCUCUUUCGAAGAGGUCUUUGCCCGUGCUCUGCUCCGCGCUCUCCCUUCCUCUGUCCCCGCCCUUCCUCUGUCCCCGCCCUUCCUCUGUCCCCGCUCGCCCUCCGUCCCCGCUCGCCCUCCGUCCCCUUGGUCCGAGCUAUCCGGCAGACUUGCACGCAUUCUCGCCCGCUUGCUCGCGCAUCCAUUCUUAG
Messenger RNA from Trametes versicolor FP-101664 SS1, 387 nucleotides. RefSeq lists its product as uncharacterized. The transcript has a single exon. The record is from RefSeq and is a predicted model, not a curated record. Bases 1 to 387 code for a protein of 128 amino acids. Lineage: Eukaryota; Fungi; Basidiomycota; Agaricomycetes; Polyporales; Polyporaceae.